This is a messenger RNA of Podospora anserina S mat+, 798 nucleotides long. RefSeq lists its product as uncharacterized. The record is from RefSeq and is a predicted model, not a curated record. The transcript has 2 exons. Lineage: Eukaryota; Fungi; Ascomycota; Sordariomycetes; Sordariales; Podosporaceae. The coding region runs from base 1 to 798 and encodes 265 amino acids.
AUGCCUGUAUACUUUGAGCAGGACUGUCACACCCGCAGAGACAUUGUCACGGUGACUGCCACCGCGACAAUUAUCAGUUCAAUCCCAACGCCCGAGAAGCCAUCGCCUCCUGAACCCCGAGCCCGCUACCCGUUCCAACCAUACCACCCACUUCUCCCUCGAGCCCUAAUCAACUCCUCCGCCUCCAUCACCACGUCGAUCGCAUCUACAAAGUCCGCUACCAUACUCUCCAGUACCACUUCUGCCACAACCAACCCACCGUCGUCUAAGACCGCCAGCCCACCCUCAUCCAUCACCACAACCAGUACCUUAUCGACCCUCUCCUCCAUCUCCCGAACGCUAACCACCCUUCCAUCAACCUCCAAAACCUGUCCCGUGACAACGAUCAUCGUCACUGCCGCUCCCGUAACCACCACCUCUACAUCCACAUUCACUAUUACCAGCACAAUCCCCUUCGAUAACUCCACCACCCCUUGCUCCGGCCAAAUAUGUGGCGCCUACACUCCGUUCCCCUGUGGCGGAAGUCCCCUAGGCUCCUGCCUCUGCGGAAUCGACUCCAAUGGAAAGUCGUUUUGUUUCCUGAAUGAUUACUGCAGCGCAGAAAAGGACUGCACUAAAAACAGGGAGUGCGACUCUGGGCACAAGUGUGUGAUUGGAAGCUGUUGCACAGGUGGGAAGUGUGUCAAGGAGAUGAGGAAUAAGUGUAUCAACCCGCAGGCACCAGAGAUUAUCUUUGGAUUGAGGGCCGAGAUGAGGAAGGCGAAGUGUAGUAAUGCUACUCCGGGAGGGUGUAAGUGA